GGUCGAGUCAAGCUCUUGUCUUUCUACCACCAUCAUGGACGAGACUACCACCGAGGAAAAGAAACAUUUCGACGCCGAAAAUGCUGAAGACGAUGACUCGCAGCCUGACCCCGAUGAGCAGCUAAUGCUCGACCAGGGAAACGGCCGCGUUUGGCUGGUCAAGAUACCCAAAUCUCUCAUGGAACGCUGGGCGGCUGUGAAUGACGAAGAUGUGCAUUUAGCAACCAUUCGUGUAUACAGCGAGGCUACAGGACAAGGCGGAAAGUCACCACGUAUCGUUCUUUUCUUACCUCCUGCUCCCGACUCUGCUCCCAACCCUAAACGCCCCCAUUUCGAUACCAAACCGAUUAAUGAUGAUGGCAGAAAAUACGCUCCUGAAACCUCGACAAGUGAACCGGACUGUUACGAACUAGACAUGAUUAAUGACUCGGUAGAGAACCAGAUGGUGGUGGCAGAGCGACCUAAAGACGCUGCCUUCAAUCUAUCUGGCAAAAAUACAGGCCCCGCUAACUCUCGUGCGCGCACCACCAUUCUUACCGGCAGAGUCAAACACGAAUGCAGCUUACGUCCUGGCUACAACGAGAGCUAUCGCAAGCAGAUGCGAGAACGUCACAAGAAGUACAACACUCCAGUCAGACAGAUCAAGAUGAUAGAAGACAAUAUUGCCAGAGGUGGUAUCAACAGGCUCAGCAGUGGUGUUACAUUGGGGCAAUCUACGUUCUCCGACCUUGUGAAAGCAAAGUCGAAGAGCAAAGGAAAGGGUGCAGAGCGGAUGGCUCGUAUGCCGAGGAACCAACUGCUGGAUCUCAUCUUUCAGCUCUUCCGAGAUACUCCUCGGUGGAACAUCAGGGAUUUACGCACCAAGACCCAGCAGCCCACCGCCUUCCUCAAAGAAACGUUGCUCGAGGUUGCUUCUUUGCACAAAAGCGGAGAGCAUACUGGACAUUAUGAGCUGAAAGACAUCUACAAGGAGGAAGGAAUCAAAGCUGAGAAUAUUCCUUUACCUGUGGGAAAUGCCAUGAAGAUGGAGGAAGACGAUGAUGAUGAAGGCGAUGAAGACGAUGAUGACGACAUGGAAGAGGUGUCAUGAGGCACCUUCGUUGUGUAACAUACUUUCACAUUAUUGUACUUCUGCAUAUAAUUUAUGACAUUUUGUUGAACUAUCCUCAUUCAGGUACCUGCCGCUUGUAAUUUAUUUAGGAUGAGUAGGUGACGCAGAAAUUUUCCAGUCAUUU
Messenger RNA from Desarmillaria tabescens, 1235 nucleotides. RefSeq names its product transcription initiation factor IIF, beta subunit. The coding region runs from base 35 to 1090 and encodes 351 amino acids. The transcript has 4 exons. Gene Ontology annotation, biological process: transcription initiation at RNA polymerase II promoter; transcription by RNA polymerase II. Lineage: Eukaryota; Fungi; Basidiomycota; Agaricomycetes; Agaricales; Physalacriaceae. Gene Ontology annotation, cellular component: transcription factor TFIIF complex. The record is from RefSeq and is a predicted model, not a curated record.